Molecule: messenger RNA, 520 nt
Organism: Eruca vesicaria subsp. sativa (arugula)
Lineage: Eukaryota; Viridiplantae; Streptophyta; Magnoliopsida; Brassicales; Brassicaceae
Source: the annotation of a GenBank genome assembly
GGGUUAGGGUUUAGAAUCAUAGAGAAGUACAUCUGAAGAGAAGAGAAGAAGAAAAAACAGCAGCCAUGUUUCCUGGAAUGUUCAUGGAGAAGCCAGACAAAGCCUUGGCUUUGAAGCAGCUUCGAACCCACGUUGCUCUCUUCGGCGGCUGGGUUGUGGCUAUCCGCGUUGCUCCGUACGUCCUCUCGUACUUCUCAGAUUCCAAGGAGGAGUUCAAGCUCGACUUCUAAGACUCGAUUUUGAGUGUUGAAGCGGGUGAUAUUUAGAUGCACUUUGAGCCAAUGGAAGACUUUGUUUUUUGCAAUUUCUGAAAUAACCAAGUUGUGUGAGACAUUAAGUCUAAAGUGAUGUACUUUUGCUAUUCGUUUGUUACUUUGGUUUCUUAUCUCUCAUAUCCUUUCUUUUCUUUUGAUUUAUUGGAAAGGGUAUUAUUAUGAGUGUUGUCGGCAUAAAUCAUCUUAGGCCAUCUACAAACGAUUAUGCUUAUUAAGUUCUUUCGGAAAAUGUCGUGUAUCUGCAA